This is a messenger RNA of Nicotiana attenuata, 1257 nucleotides long. RefSeq lists its product as uncharacterized. The transcript is spliced from 3 exons. The record is from RefSeq and is a predicted model, not a curated record. Bases 1 to 1257 code for a protein of 418 amino acids. Lineage: Eukaryota; Viridiplantae; Streptophyta; Magnoliopsida; Solanales; Solanaceae.
AUGUCUACUUGCUGCGAGUUAUGUGGUGAAGGUCACACAAGUGACAUAUGUCCCGUGAAUCCUGAAUCAAUCUACUACGUGAGGCAACAAGCUAGAGGGCUGAUGAAUCAACAUGCUCAAUAUUGUAACACAUACAAUCUGAACUGGAGGAAUCAUCCUAACUUCUCUUUGGGUGGAAAUCAGAAUAUCAGGCCUCAAGUGAAUUACAAUCAUCCACCUCAACCUCCACAGCAAGCAGAGGAGAGUUUGACCGACAUGAUGAAAAAGUUGUUGAUAGACAAUCAGAAAGUAAUGGCUGAGAAUCAACAAUUACGCAUAGAAUUCAGAAACCUAGAGAGGCAGUUUGGGAAAAUAGCUAUCAAUCAGAAUACUAGACCUGCUGGAGCUCUCUUGAGUGAUACUGAACCUAAUCAUAAGGCUCAAGUCAAUGCGGUUACCUUGAGAAAUGGAAGAGAAUUAGAAGAAGUUCCAGAGAAAAAGAAGUAUAUAGCUAGACCCGACGAAGAAUUAGUUCCUAAGCCCGUUAAGGAGAAUGAGAAAGAAAAGCCAGAAAUUGUGACAAGGCCACCACCUCCGUUUCCACAAAGACUGCAAAGGCAAAAAGAUGAUGUUAUGUACAAAAAAUUCUUAGAUAUUUUAAGCCAUGUGCAUGUGAAUUUGCCUUUGGAGGAAACUUUGCAGGAAGUGCCUAAGUAUGCAAGGUAUCUCAGAGAUAUUGUGGCAAACAAGCGAAGACAAUUGGAGUUUGAAACAGUUGCACUUACUGAAGAGUGUAGUGCUAGAGUUCAAAGUAAACUCACUCCUAAGUUGAAGGAUCCUGGCUGUUUCACAAUUACUCUGUCUCUUGAAAAACAUGAAGUAGAUAGGUCACUAGUUAUGCCAGAAGGAAUUGUUGAGGAUGUGUUAGUUCGAGUGGGAAGCUACUGGUGGAGGCUUAUUGAUGCUAGGGAAGGAAAGUUGAAGAUGAGAGUUGGCAAUGAGGAAAUUACUUUUAAUGUGUACAAGGCACUUAAGCUCCCUAAGCAUUAUGAGGACUUGUGCAUGAUUACUGCGGUAGAACUGAAGGGGAUAGAGCAGAGUCCUGAUGUGAAUUAUAGUGAUUCGGAUAGGACGACUGAGUUGGAUGAGGUGGUGUUGCAAGGUGAGUGUGUAAUGAUGAUUGAGAAAAGAGCUAGAGAUGAAAGAGAAGAUCUUCUGAGAGAGUGUAAAAAGGCUAGGCUUAAUGGGAGAAUAAAGAAGAUAAAGCACCCAGCCUGA